AUGGUUCAUAAGCUUAUUCUUCUUAGACACGGUCAAUCCGAAUGGAACUCAAAGAAUUUGUUCACUGGUUGGGUUGAUGUGAAGCUUUCUGCUCAGGGUCGUAAGGAGGCUAAGAGAGCAGGUGAGUUGUUGAAGGACUCUGGAUUGAAACCAGAUAUUGUCUUCACUUCCUUGUUGAGCAGAGCUAUUCAGACUGCUAACAUUGCUUUGGAGGAGGCUGACUUCCUUUACCUUCCAGUCGUUAGAUCAUGGAGAUUGAACGAGAGACACUACGGUGAUCUGCAGGGUAAGAACAAAGCUGAGGUUUUGGAGGAAGUUGGACCUGUCCAGUUCAAGGUCUGGAGAAGAUCAUACAACACCCCACCACCUCCUAUUGCCAGGGGUAACAAGUUCGCACAGUUCGAUGAUGCCAGAUACGCACACUUGGACCCAUCCGUUCUUCCAGCUACGGAAUCUUUGCAAUUGGUUAUUGAGAGAAUGUUGCCAUUCUACCAAGAUGUCAUUGCUAAGGAAUUGAGAGAGAACAAGACUGUCUUGAUUGCAGCCCAUGGUAACUCUUUGAGAGGUUUGGUCAAGUACUUGGAGAAGAUCUCUGACGACGAUAUCGCUAACUUGAACAUUCCAACUGGUAUUCCAUUGGUCUUUGAAUUGGAUGAUGAUCUCAAGCCAAUUAAGAAGCCAUACUACUUGGACCCAGAAGCUGCUGCUGCUGGUGCUGCCGCCGUUGCUGCUCAGGGACAGAAGAAAUAA
Molecule: messenger RNA, 750 nt
Organism: Brettanomyces bruxellensis
Lineage: Eukaryota; Fungi; Ascomycota; Pichiomycetes; Pichiales; Pichiaceae
Gene: GPM1
Product: Phosphoglycerate mutase
Exons: 1
Coding region: 1-750 (249 amino acids)
Biological process (GO): glycolytic process
Molecular function (GO): intramolecular phosphotransferase activity
Source: RefSeq, a predicted model, not a curated record